AUGAAUGGUCGAAAUGGCCCCUUGUCGCCUGUUUCUGUAGGAGGAGGGAGCGAAUGGUCAGGUAUUUCAAAAUACCAGAACGGCGACGACUCUCCCUACUCUCCCAACAACCGUGGACAGCUUAUUUCACCGCCAAUUUCGAGUGGCUCCAACGGCACGAUGAACGGAUUCCCUCCCAGAGGAGAUUCUGGUGGGAGUCCAGGAGGACCUUCACCCCCAGCUUCGAUAGCGCGAUCGAGUGUUGGUACGGGAUUAUACGCACAGAGUGAGAGUGGAAGGAGCAGGAAGGACGAAUCAUUCGAAGCCACGCUUUCAGAACAUUAUGUCGCGCUCAAGAGAUAUCUGGCAGCGUCGCUGCGCGAUGAGAAGGGCAACCCGAGGCCGAACAAAGCAAGGGACAAGCUGCUACGGCUAUCACCUGUCCAGUUCCAAGAACUGAGUACAGACGUCUUCGACGAGUUGCUGCGGAGACAAGACAGUGGAAGGAGGACGCCAAAUGGGAACAGUGGAGGCCCACCACCAUAUCUCCUACCCAAGGAUUCAUUCCAUCCAAAGCGGAACCAGGCCAGACAAAAGCUCUCGACCCUACCACCUCCAAGGUUUCGCGACUUGGCAACUGAUGUCUUCUAUGAAUUGGAGCGGAGAUUCCCGCGCUUUGCAGCAGGAGAUAUGAGUCGCAUGGGAAGCCCUGCAUCUAUGCGAGGACCACCGAGUAGAAAUGGAAAUGGAACUCCCGUUAACGGGCUGGGAGGACGGCGCCGACCUUCAGAUGCAAGUUCUAUAGCAGCAUACUCUAUGAGAAGCGAAUCACGAAACGGGCCACGACCUCCAUUGAAUGGGAAUGGAGGACAGGGCAUACCACCGUCCCCUGGAAUGCCUCCUAAUGAUUACGGCCGACCAACUCCAAAGACAUUUCAGAGUAAUACGAUUGUCCCCAACAAGAGCACAAUGGUGGAAGACGAUGAGACCGGUGGGGAGGAUAAUGAUGACGAUGAUGGAGAUGCCUUUGGCCUAGAAGGGGCUGCGCAAAAUAGGGAAAGGAAGAAGAGCACGGGAGGUUCUGAAACCGACAAGAAGCUCAUUGAUGAUUACCAACAACAGGUUGCCGAGCUGCGAGAAAAGCUCGACGCCAUGGAAGACUCGCUCAAGCAAAAAGAUGACGAACUGAACAGCGUUCUGGAUGGUGAGAGAAGUCGAGCAACGGCAGCCAAUAUGGAAAAGAAGGAAUGGUCAGAUAUGAGAAUGGACCUGGAGAACAAGCUUGCGGAUGCACAAAAUCUCAACGAGUCUCUGCAGUCAGAAUUAGAUCGAGUCCGAAGCACUCAAACGCAACAAACGAAUACGGAGAGGGAACUACGCGCACAAUUAGAGGAUCUUCGUUCUAGUGGGGCUGGAUCAAGGGGCAUGGGCGGCAACGCUGAUCUGGAACGGGAAAAUGACGAGCUGAGAUCAGAACUUGAUCGACAACAAAGAGUGACUGAAGAAGUUCGACAGGAAGCUCAAGAAUUUCUCCGAGAAAUGCGUGUUCUUUCAGAACGAAGUGGACAGUCGUAUGAAAGAGAGGAUCAACUCUCGAAUACUGUCAACAAGUUAGAAGAGGAAGUCAAGGACUGGAGAAAUCGGUACGCCAGGACGAAGACGCAACUCCGCUCUCUAAGGGCAUCGUCCAUUGGUCUCACGAUUCAGCAAGAUGUGGCGAAGUACGCCAAGGACAGUGGCUUCACCCAAGAUGACGGUAUGGUCAAGGAUGUCCAUGUCACUAAAUUCCAGAUUUCGAUCGACGAGCUCUUGAGAACAGCACGCACCGAUGAUCCGGGGAGAGUCAACGAGUUCAUGAACUCUGUUAUUGUCAAUGUACGGAGGAUAACACAAGACAUUGACGAAGCACCACCCAGCAGCGGUGAAUUGGCUCUGCAGCAAGCUAAACUGAAGUCAAGGGUGUCAGCGACGGCAAACAACUUAAUCACAGCCUCGAAGAAUUUCAUUGCAGCAAGUGGACUUUCUCCAGUUUCAUUGCUUGAUGCUGCAGCUUCGCAUCUCACGGCAGCAGUGGUUGAGCUCGUCAGAACUGUCAAGAUACGGCCUACCCCGGCGGGAGAACUCGAAGAUGAUGAUGAUGGACAACUAGAACCUGUAGACACAACAGGAUUCUUCCCUGUCCGUGAUCCAAGACAAGACAACCCUCCCCCACCAUUCCAAGGGCUGCGGAGCAACCGCAUCAGCGCCGACUCUUCAAUGUACAGCCCCGUAAACUCGCCCCGUGAAUCAACAAAUAUGCGACCCAGAAGCUCAGGAAAGGAGUCUUGGGCCGGACGUAAUCGUUCCAUGUCUCGAGGCCAGAAUGGUAUGAUGAACGGAGUGAACAAGAACCUGCCUCCUGCACCAAUGGGCGUCGGUUUCGGCAUCAGAACCCAAGACAGUGAUGUCGAAGAACUCAAGAUCUACCUCGACGAUCAGACAGCCUUGUUGGUCCAGAAUAUCCAGUCACUUGUCUCAUCUAUCCGCUCAGAAGCAGGGAUUACAGCGAUUUCCACCCAAAUCACCGCUAUUGCUGAUGUCGUCGGCACCGUCGUGUCCUCGACCGAGACAGCUAUGUCAUCUACAGGCAACUCAUCAUUAAGAAAUCAAGGCGAGCCAAUCGUGCGGAAACUAGCGACGUUAAGACAGCGUAUCCUCGACGCAGGAGAGAAGGGCCGAGCAAUCGCCAACGAAGGAAGAGAAGACGACGAGGGCGAACGGACGUGGAGACAGUGGAAUCAAUCCUUGCCACCCAUCGCGUUCGAGAUCGCACGGGAGACGAAAGAGCUGGUGUUGAGAGUGGAUGUCAUUGACGGGGAACAGCAGAACGGUGGCAGAAGUGGGGAUGAUGAUUUCUCAUGA
This is a messenger RNA of Hyaloscypha bicolor E, 2880 nucleotides long. RefSeq lists its product as uncharacterized. Lineage: Eukaryota; Fungi; Ascomycota; Leotiomycetes; Helotiales; Hyaloscyphaceae. Bases 1 to 2880 code for a protein of 959 amino acids. The record is from RefSeq and is a predicted model, not a curated record. Gene Ontology annotation, cellular component: cell cortex of growing cell tip; actomyosin contractile ring. The transcript is spliced from 3 exons. Gene Ontology annotation, molecular function: MAP kinase scaffold activity.